Molecule: messenger RNA, 780 nt
Organism: Tinamus guttatus (white-throated tinamou)
Lineage: Eukaryota; Metazoa; Chordata; Aves; Tinamiformes; Tinamidae
Source: RefSeq, a predicted model, not a curated record
AUGGAUGGACAGACGGACCUGCUGGUGCCGCUGCCCCGACCUGGCCCUGCAGCGAGUGCCCCUGGUGGAAUCUGCUGGCUGCAGCAGGGCAAGGAGGCCAAAUGCACCAUGAUCCUCAAGACGGGCGUCUCGUGGGAGGAAUGCUGUGCCAACGGCAACGUGGACGUGGCCUGGUCUAACUACACCUACCCGGGCAACAAGAUCAGCCUGCUGGGCUUCCUGGGGCUGGUGACCUGCCACCCCUGCAAAGAGAGCUGCGAGGGGGUGGUGUGCGGCCCCGACAAGGAGUGCCGCAUGAAGCAGGGCCGCCCGCAGUGCGCCUGCGCGCCCGACUGCUCCCGCCUGCCCCGCAAGCUGCAGGUCUGCGGCUCCGACGGCUUCACCUACCGCGACGAGUGCGAGCUGCUCACGGCGCGCUGCCGCGACCACCCCGACCUGCAAGUGAUGUACCAGGGCAAGUGCAAAAAGUCCUGCUCCAGCGUGGUGUGUCCCGGCACCCACACGUGCGUGGUGGACCAGACGGGCAGCGCGCACUGCGUCGUGUGCCGCACGGCGCCCUGCCCCGAGCCCACCAGCCUGGACCGCGCGCUCUGCGGCAACAACACCUUCCCCUCCCCCUCCGCCUGCCACCUGCGCCGCGCCACCUGCCACCUGGGCCGCUCCAUCGGCGUGCGGCACUACGGGAGCUGCUCCGCCACAGCCAAGUUCUCCCUGGAGACGGACAAUGCUGAGGAAAAUUACGUGUGAAUCCCUGCUUUGCCACCAGGCUGGACCCAGGAG